Messenger RNA from Microplitis demolitor, 6259 nucleotides. RefSeq names its product amyloid-beta-like protein (gene Appl). The record is from RefSeq and is a predicted model, not a curated record. The transcript has 13 exons. Gene Ontology annotation, molecular function: heparin binding; transition metal ion binding. Gene Ontology annotation, cellular component: neuronal cell body; neuron projection; membrane. NCBI's taxonomy places the organism in Eukaryota, Metazoa, Arthropoda, Insecta, Hymenoptera, Braconidae. The coding region runs from base 470 to 2668 and encodes 732 amino acids. Gene Ontology annotation, biological process: axonogenesis; central nervous system development.
GUCUGAUCGAGCGACCCACCCAGCGGGUAGCGAAAACGAAGGAGCCACAGUUACGCGGCGGUAACCGUGCGGCGCCUGAUUCUGGCGUCUGUCAAUUCUUCAUAUAUACAUAUAUACCUAAAUAAUACUGACUCCAUUUACGCAAUAAAAUAUUACGAUAUAUUGUUAUCAGAGCAAGUAUUUAAAUACAAUCCAGUAAUAAUAAAACUGACAUAUCAAUUCACUUGUGAGUGAUCAUUAAGUGAUUUAAAAGACGUGACAUUUACGUGUGUAUUUAUUUAUUUACUCGUGUAUUUUAUUUAGUUUUUUUUUUAUCCAUUAAUUUGUGAUUAGAUAAAAUAUUGAUUUGAAACUAAAGCAUAAAAACAAAUCAUAAACUGUAGGCGUUUUUAAAUUUUAUAACAAAAGGACGACGUGCUGCGCCGGCAGCGGCAAGGAAUUUUUUUAUUUUAAUAGUGUGUACGACAAAAUGUCAGUAAGGAUGAUCAACAUUUGUCUGACAGCGAUUAUCGGCCUCCUGGUGGCACAGACACAGGCCGUGUCAGAGAGACUAGAAUUGGCGCCAGCCGGAGGAAGAUCUGAGCCUCAGGUUGCUACGCUUUGUGAAGCCAGUGAGACGUAUCUUGCACAGCAUAUGGGCGAACAAGGACGAUGGGUAUCGUCAACGGACACAAAAAGCUGCAUGACAGACAAACUGGAGAUUCUCGAGUACUGCAAGAAGGCAUAUCCGAAGAGAGACAUAACGAAUAUUGUCGAGUCGUCUCACUAUGUACGAGUUGGCGGUUGGUGUAAACCUGGACGAACUAAAUGCAAACUGUCUCGAUGGGUCAAGCCGUACAGAUGCCUUGAGGGACCUUUCCAGAGUGACGCUCUUCUUGUACCAGAAGGAUGUCUCUUUGAUCACUUACACAAUCACACCAAAUGCUGGGAGUCUCACAGGUGGAACUCGACGGCAGCAGACACAUGUCGAGAGAGAAACAUGAAUUUACGGAGUUUUGCGAUGCUAUUGCCUUGCGGAAUAUCUCUCUUCUCCGGUGUGGAGUUUGUGUGCUGUCCCAAACAUCUGAAAGAUAAUGUUAAGCCAAAAAAACCAAUUGAUUUACCGGUUGUCAAAGGCACAGAGGAUGACUUAGACGAAGACGAGGAUGAUUUAGACGAUGAUGAUGACAUUGAUAGUGAUGGAGACAGCGACAGUGAGGCUGACAAUGAGGACGAUGACUCGGAUGGUGAUCUAGAGGACGUACUGAGCGAUCAAGCGUAUGAAGAUGAGAGCGAUGAGGCAUAUCUUGAUGAUUAUGACACGACAACUGCAAGCAGUAAGCCCUCGACCACUGUAUCAACAACGGAGAAAAGUAAACAAGAAGCUACUGCAAUGCCUGUACCUGUUAGCUCAAGCUCUCAAUCACCAUCACAGCCCCAGGGGACACCUGAUCCAUAUUUAACGCACUUUGAUCCACGUUCCGAGCACCAGAGUUACAAACAAGCGCAAAUGCGUCUCGAGGAAGUACACAAAGAAAAAGUUACAAAGGUGAUGAAGGACUGGAGUGAUCUCGAGGAAAGAUAUCAAGAUAUACGUGCUCGUGAUCCAGUUGCUGCUGAUGCAUUUAAACGAUGGAUGACUGCUAGAUUCCAGGAGACUGUUGCGGCUUUAGAAGCCAGUGGUGCUGCUGAGAAACAUCAGUUAAGUGCAAUGCAUCAGCAACGAGUUCAAGAAGCUGUCAAACAGAGAAAUGAAGAAGCUAUGUCUUGUUACACUGCUGCGUUGAAUGAAACACCACCAAAUAUGCACCGAAUUCAAAAAUGCCUGCAAAAAUUGCUACGUGCUCUUCAUAAAGAUCGACAUCACACAAUCGCUCACUACAAACAUUUAUUAGACAGUAGUCUGGAGCAAGCACAGCGUGAGAAACCAGCGACACUUGAACAUUUAGCUGAAAUUGACAGGAUUACAAAUCAAAGUCUCUUGAUGUUGGAACGGUAUCCAGAAUUGAGUGCUAAAAUUGGACGGCUGAUGGAUGAUUAUGUAUUGGCCCUCAGGAGCAAAGACGAGACGCCGGGACUUCUUCUUGCUAUGACGCGGGAAGCUGAGGCUGCUAUUUUGGAUAAAUACCAAGCUGAUGUAGCAAGCAAACAACAAGAAAAGGAACAUCAAAAGCAGUUGGAGCGCGAACGUAAAGAGCAGCGUAAAGUAGAAAGAGGAGAGUUGCGUUCGGAGCAAGAACAACACGAGGAUGGAGAUCCUGUUAUUGAGAAGAAAGAUAUAGUGCAGCCUCCAGUUGAGCCACAGCAGCAGCAACAGUCACAGCAGCAGCAGCAACAGCAGCAACAACAGUCAGCAGCUGCUGCAAUGCACAACGAGGGUAUUAUCAGAGCUGCACACAGUAUGACUCAUGAUGUUUCGCAUUCAGAACCUGGAUAUUCUGUAAGGCGAGAGAUUUAUCACAGAGAAAGCCGUUCAGUUUACUUCACUUUAGCAUUUGUUGGUAUUGCACUGGUGGGUGCGGCACUUGUUGCCGUUGCAGUAUUCAAAAGACGCAGUGCCAGAAGCCCACAUAGUCAAGGAUUUAUAGAAGUUGAUCAAGCGGCAACUCCCGAAGAACGACACGUCGCCAAUAUGCAAAUAAACGGAUAUGAAAAUCCUACUUACAAAUAUUUCGAAGUGAAAGAAUAAGUUUAUUAUAAUUAAAGCAAAAAGAAAUUUUCUUUUUUUAUUUUUUUUUUCCACGACGAUCGGUAGGAAGAUAAUCGAUCAAAAAAAAAAUUAUCUACACACUGUUUGUCUCAUUAAUAACUUUCUCACCCACAUCUCCCUUGGAGAAAUCUCAGAAUCUCAUAUAGCAGUUCGUGAUUUAAAAAAAAAGUAAUUAAUUAAUUAAAUAAAGAUUAGUUUAUACAUGCUUUCGCGCGAUCCUGCAGAAUAUACUGGUAUAUUAAUAUAUUAACGACCGGCUGGAUCAGACAAAAUUUUUUUAAUUAAUUAAAAAAAAAUAAAAAAUAAAAAAAAAAACGUCUAAUUGUUAAUCAUCUCAAGACGUAUGAUAUUCUAAAUGUGCCGUCCGUCAUCGUAAUCACGUGCCAUAGAGGCGAGACAUUGUAGGACUUUGAUGUUUGGAAGCGCAAUCAUGUCUUUUUACAACACCCAUACAUACGCAUCUCUUUCAGAAAUUUUUUACUUUUGUUCUGAUAUUUUUCAAGAUUCUUUACAGUUUAUGAUGUAAAAGAAUUUAAAUAAAAGUAAAAAAAUAAAAAAAAAGUAAUUAAAAUAAAGUAUAAAAAAUAUAAUUAAGAAGCCGUAGCUUGGAUCUGGCAGCCGUGCAGGCAAUCGACUGUAGCUUUAACUGCAGAGCUAAUUGAAGAUAUUUAUUACACAAUGAAUAUAUAAGUAAAUAAAUGAAUAAAUGAAUGAGAGCUAGCUAUUAUGUAGCAUGUACGCGAAAGUAUAUGAAACGCCAUAAUUAUUUAAAAAGAAAAAAAUUACAAGUACUCUUGAAAUAUCAGAACGUCCAUUGAUAAAAUUUUUAUUUUAAACUCGUACUAUUUUAUUAUUAUUAUCAUUAUUUAUAACGUCCACUGCCUGUUAUUAUUUUUUAUUUUUAAAAAUAAGUAACCAGUACUUAAUUGUUCGCUAUUAAAAUUUUAGAUAAUAAACUUAAUUUUACUAUUAUUGACAUUAUUAUUUAAAAUUUAUGUUAAUUAAUAAUUUAACAAACAAAUUUAUAUUAUUUUAUCAUUCCAUAAGUCAUUGUUUAUUUACACAUUAUUUUUAUUUGAAUUAUUAAAAAUAUUUAUUUUAAAAAAACAAAACGAUCGUCUCGUUAAUUUUUUUUUAUCAUCUACUCAAUUAAAUUUUAUUGCAGUGCGACAUAAUUACCUCCUAAUAACGUAAAAAAAAAAUUGAAACUUAAUUAUUAAAAAAAAAAGUGGCGGCUGUUAAAAUUACCCUCAGUUUUUUUUUUCUUUUAAAUUCCAUUCUCAAAAAAUCGUUCAUACAAUAACUAUCUUAGGAUAAUUUUAAUGGUACAUAUACAUGUAUGAUGAAUACAGAUAAUAUAAUAUGAAGAUAAUGAGAAUGAUAAAUAUAUAUAUAUAUUAUAUAUUACACACGUUUAAUGCUUAUAUAUUUGUAUAUGAUCAAGAGAUAGAUACACCCACCUUUGGCCCGGAUAUCCACGCGUUACUUUUUAAUUAAAAUUUUUUAUUUUAAUCAUCUUACCCCCUUAUAAAAUAAAUAUUUGAAGAAAAGCAAAAAUAAUUGAUUUCAAAAAUUAACUUAAUUAUUUCUUAAUAUUUUGAAUACUGAGGACACGUGUGACGAAAUAAAUAUUUACCAAUUAAUUUAAUCAUCAUAAUAAAAAAAAUAAUUACUCUUAAUUAAAAACUAUUAAUGGUGAAUUGGAUAAAUAGUUAAUUUGCUUGUUAACGCAUUAAAUAAUUUUUUUUGUGGUAUUAAUAUUUAAUGGGUAAAUGAUAAUGAUUAAUAAUUAAUUCGUCGCACGUACCUCGAUGUGAAAUGAUGAUGGAUUGGCCAAGGUACAUACACACUAAAACGACUACACAGAUACAUAUACACGCGGUAAAAAAAAGUAAAUAAUUGAAUAAAUAUAAAUAUAAAUAAUAAAAAAAAAAACAUACUCUUUACUGCUAAAUGUUAUAUUAAAAAUAUUAUUUUAGAUAUGUUAAGAAAAUAAAAUAAUAAUACAGCAAUUACUACGUGAACGUCAAAUGGCGAGGAUGAAAAAUACAGCAGAUAGCAUCAAUACAUUUAAAUAAUAAUUAUAAUAAUAAUAAAUAAUAUUAAUGAUAAUUACAUAAUGAUAUAUAACUAUAUAGCUCAAUAAAAAAUAAUGAAAUAAAAUAAACGAGUAUGUAUUUAUAUAUCAUUAUAAAUAAAUAAUUAUGUACCUAUAGUGUGUAGUUACUAAAAAAAAAAAAAAAAAAUGAAAAAAAAUAAAAAAAAAGCAUUGUCGUAUGUAAAACAGGACUGACUCCGCGUCACAGGUUUUGUAUAAAUUUAUCAAAGUUAUAUUUUAUUUUAAUUAUUAUUAAUAAUUAAUUAUUGUUUUUAUUUAACAGUACAGUCCAUUACCACGAUGGUAAUUUUAUUUAUUUAUAAUUUUAUUUGAUUAAAAAAAUAAAAUAAAAUUGAUAAGAAUUUUCGUGGGAUCGGACGUAACAGUAUUAGAACGAUUGGAGCAUAUCAGUUUGAUAAAUUUAAUUUUGAAGGUAACUGAUUAAAUUGUUUAGUGACCUUCAAAAUUAUCCUGUGACCUGGUAUCAGACCAACUCUAUACGUAAGUUUAAGAAUUGAUUUUUGUAAAGAGGUAAUAAUUCUAUACUGAAAUAAUAAUACUUACGACUUAGCUUAAUUAAUUAAAAUAAUAAAUAAAUAAAUAAAGCACGUGAGGUGUGAAAAGAUUAAUAAAUAAAAUAAAUAAAAAAAAAUAUACGUCCUUCAGUAGAAGUCCAAGUUGCAAAUGGAUUAUAAUAAUAAUAUUAAAUUAUCUGAUCUGGUAUUUUAUACUAAUUUUAAUUUUAUUUAAUGACACGUAAUAUUUAGUUUCAGUUGAUAAUAAUUAAUUAAAAAUCCAAUUCCUUUUGCACUCCCUGUUAAAUUACUUGGAUGUAAGUGAAAAUUCCUUUAAAAAAAAUAAAUUAAUUAUAAAUAAUUGCAUGCAUAUUUCAGAAUUAUUGUUAAUAAAUAAAAUUAUUAAUAAAAUAAAAAUAAACAGUUCAAAAUGUACAGCCGAUUCGCCCAAGUUUCGCUUCGCACAUAUGAGACACUUAUUAAAUAUAUUUAAUUAAAUGUGUGUCAUAAAAUAAUUUUUUUUGUCAUUGUACAAUAAAUAUUUAUUAAAAGAAUGAAAGAGGGAGAGAAUGACAGACGAAUGAUUAUUGAAAGAAGAACAGGCUCGUUAGAAAAAAAUAUAAAUAAAUGAAUAAACAAAGAAAGCUUAUUAUUAACAGCAAUAUAUCGAAGAUUACAUUUUUUUUUAAUUUAAUUCAAUUUUUUUUUAAUUAGAUACGUUUAUCCGCAGUACGUAUUAACUAAUUAAUGUCUUUAAUUUUUUAUUAGUUCUUCGGAGUGGACUUGAUAAUAAAUUAAAUUUUAAUAUUAAUGCGGAUGAAAUAAUGAUAGUAAAUUUUUUUCUUUUCUACUCGAUCUUUUUAUUUUACCGUAAAAUAAAAAUAUAAACUUGGUAAAUUAUUGUGUUUGUGGAUACAUGUAAUUCUACUUAUCAAUAAAAUAUUUAAAAAUACCUUA